This is a messenger RNA of Peronospora matthiolae, 1611 nucleotides long. The record is from the annotation of a GenBank genome assembly. Lineage: Eukaryota; Oomycota; Peronosporomycetes; Peronosporales; Peronosporaceae.
AUGGAGGACGAGGACGUUGCGAUCUGCUUACUGCGCAGUCUGCCCAAGAGUUUCGAGAACGUGGUUCUCAACUUGGAGAUGAGCAGCGCAGAGCUUCAAUCGCGGGACGUCGUGAAAGUGCUCACGAACGAGCAUGUCAAGCGGCAAGGUGCGAAGGCUACGGUGGUGAAGACUGAAGACGCGGCCAAGGCGUUCAGUACCGAGCGUGAACCGCAUCAUUGCACGUACUGCGGAAAAUUGGGGCAUACGGUGGACCGAUACUGGACCAAGCAGAAGGACGAAAAUCAAGGUGGAGCUCGACGCGGCGGCAACAAUGCUCGUGGACGCGGAGCCAACAACGUUCAGUGGCGAACCAACAGCAACUACGACGACAACUACGAUCGAGUUGCAUUCGCGGUUUCGCUUGAGUGUGGAUUAUCGACGGGCAAGAAUAUGCCAGGGAUGUGGGCAGUCGACAGCGGUGCGACGCAUCACAUCUGCAACGACAAGACCAAGUUUGCAAGCCUGAAUGAGCGAGAGGAAGGCGAAUUAUCAGUGGCUGAUGGCAGCAAGGCUGCGAUCAAGGGUGUGGGAACCUUUAUGGAACGGGUGGUUCUGCCCAAUGGUGACGAACGCGACAUCGAGAUCAAGGACGCGCUGUUCGUACCAAGUAUGAGCAAUAAUCUGCUUUCGAUGCCACAGAUCAAGAAGGGUGGCAAAUUCCAAGUCGUGUUCGAUGGGUCCAAGAUGAAAGUGAAGCGCAAGAAUUCCACACAACUCGUGGCAACAGCGGAUCUUGUCGAUGGACUUUACUGGCUGCGGACUCCUCAACGAUCGGCAAAUGCAGCAACACGCAAUGGGACUAUCGACUUGCAUGCGCGCAUGGGUCAUGCACCCCUUGAAGUUCUGCGCAAGAUGGUGGCCACCGGCAUGAUCAAGGACGCCAAGGAACCUCUCAACUCGACUGGUUCAAGUGUGUGUCGCGGUUGCAAGCAAGGAAAGAUGGUCCAGAAACCAUUCCCAACCAACCGUGACAAACGUCAAUAUGGUGUGUUCGAGUUGCUGCACUUCGACAUCUGCGGGCCAAUGGAACAAGUCUCGAUCGGCGGCAGCAGAUACUUACUGCUCGUGGUUGACGAAGCCAGCGGUUGCAUGAAGGGCUUCUGUCUGCGGUCCAAGUCUGAGAGUAAAGACUGUAUCAAGAACCACAUUAUCAAGAUUCAGACUCAGUUCGGCACGAAGAUCAAGUUUGUUCGGCACGAUGGAGCGCAUGAGUUUGCGACCAGCUCGAUCAAGACCUUCUACGAAGAUCAUGGUAUCGAACAACAGGUCACGGUGCCGUAUGCACACCAGACCAACGGCACCGCAGAACGCGCAAUAAGGACCAUCGUCACGAUCGGACGCAGCUUGUUGCAUCAUGCAAAGCUGGAGAAGUGUUUCUGGGCUGAAGCGGCAGUGACGGCGAUCUACAUCAAGAACCGCCUGCCUUCACCCAAGAUCGACCACAAGACUCCGUUCGAGAUCGUGUACAAGUCGAAACCAAGUGUCAAGCACAUGCGCGUGUUUGGAUGUCGGGCGUUUAUCCUGACACCAAGGGAGAAGCGAUUGAAGUGGGACCCGAAGGCUCGUUAA